AUGGAACUCGGACCGGUUGUUUCCCACCCAGCCAGCGCCGCUUCAGGCCCAACGUCAACAACUGCGGAACCUGUCAACUCGACUCCAACAAAAAGCAGAUCGGCCGCCAUCAUCUUUUCCAUUACAUGCAUCACCGGAAUCAGCAACCUUUUGGCCGGCUUGCUGACAGUGUGCAUACCGGUAAUUGCGGCGGACAUAGGCAUACCAGCUGGCCUUCAACUAUGGCCAGCUUCUGCUUUUGCGCUGGCAUGUGGCUGUACUCUACUCCUUUGCGCCACGGCUGCUGACCUUCUCGGUUGCCGGCGCGUCUGUCUUUUAGGUGCCCUGCUCCAAGCCGGCAGCGCCCUAGGCGCAGGUCUCUCCCAAACUUCGACCCAGCUCAUCGCACUGCGCGCUUUUGCGGGUGUCGCGGCGUCAAUGUGCUUGCCCAGCGCCGCAGGCAUCGUAUCGUCAGCUUUCCCUCACAGCACCAGGCCGCGUACACGCACUGCUGCUUUUUCUGCUAUGGGCGGUGGCCAAGCCGUUGGGUUUGGACUAGGUCUUGCCCUUGGCGGUGUUUUUAGCGGCACUGUCGGGUGGCGAUGGGGUUUCCAUGCCACUGCGAUUCUUAACGUUGUCGUCCUGGCCAUUGCUCUGUGGGCACUUCCAGUAAGCGUUGAUGACGCUGCGCCUUUGGGCUGGGAAACUCUCACCCGCUUGCGAAAAGAGCUGGAUUGGAUCGGGGCAUUGAUCAUCAGCAUGAGCCUGGCUUUCAUGUCCUAUGUGCUGGGAAUCGUUACGGACUCUGAUGCGGGCAAGCAUAUGCGUCAACCACUCAAUAUCGUGCUUCUCGGCACGGGUGUGGCCCUCUUGCCUGUCUACGUCUUUUGGAUGCACCACCAAAAGCUACGAGGGCGGCCAGCUCUGAUACCAAACGAGUUGUGGAAAAACGAACCAUUCACUUCAGUGUGCUUCACAGUUUUCCUUGUUUGGGGUGCACUCAACGCCAGCGAGCAGCUCACGGCACUUUACCUCCAGGACGUUCGUGGUUUCUCGACGUUGACGUCGUCCUUGUACUUCCUACCGGCACCCGUCUGCGGCAUUCUCACGAAUAUCGCCGUUGCGGUCUUCCUGUCACGUCUCAGAGCAUCCUACGCCGUGCCCGUGGCUUGUUUCGUGAGUGGACUCGCUCCGCUCCUGCUGGCAGCAUUGUGUAGGGUCAAUGGCCCCAGCUACUGGGAGGCCGUCUUCCAAGCAAUGGCCAUCAAUCCUAUCGGAGCAGACAUGAUGUACACCAUCGCCAUGUUGGUCGUGACCGACGCAUUCCCGGCCAAGACGCAAGCCCUGGCGGGCGGUGUAUUCAACAUGGUCGCCCAGAUUGGUAAAAGCGAAGCACUGCUUCGAGGUUACCAUGCUGGUUGGUGGUUCAGUUGCGGGCUGAGUUUUAUUUCUGUAGCCGUGAGCCUAUGGGGGUUGAGAAGUGUUGGAAGACUAGGUGUGAAGCGAGACUAA
Molecule: messenger RNA, 1491 nt
Organism: Colletotrichum scovillei
Lineage: Eukaryota; Fungi; Ascomycota; Sordariomycetes; Glomerellales; Glomerellaceae
Exons: 2
Coding region: 1-1491 (496 amino acids)
Biological process (GO): transmembrane transport
Cellular component (GO): membrane
Molecular function (GO): transmembrane transporter activity
Source: RefSeq, a predicted model, not a curated record